This is a messenger RNA of Trichoderma reesei QM6a, 966 nucleotides long. Its product is annotated as t-SNARE syntaxin. The transcript is spliced from 3 exons. Gene Ontology annotation, molecular function: SNAP receptor activity; SNARE binding. Gene Ontology annotation, biological process: vesicle fusion; intracellular protein transport; endoplasmic reticulum to Golgi vesicle-mediated transport. The coding region runs from base 1 to 966 and encodes 321 amino acids. Lineage: Eukaryota; Fungi; Ascomycota; Sordariomycetes; Hypocreales; Hypocreaceae. Gene Ontology annotation, cellular component: SNARE complex; Golgi membrane; endomembrane system. The record is from RefSeq and is a predicted model, not a curated record.
AUGGCUGUCGCCUCGAUCCAGGACCGAACCGCGGAGUUCAAGUCGGUCCUUGCCCAGGCCCAGCGUCGCCAGAAUGCGAACAAGGUGGGCUCGCAGCGGAGAUCGCUGCUCAACGAUGCGCAAAAGUCUGCCGCGAACGGAGAUGCUCGAGCGAGGAGAUCAGACUUUGCCCGGAAGGCCGCCGAGAUUGGCAGAGGCAUCGCGGCCACCAUGGGCAAGCUGGAGAAGUUGGCGCAACUCGCAAAGCGUCGCACACUCUUCGAUGACCGGCCGGUGGAAAUCAACGAGCUCACCUUCGUCAUCAAGCAGGACUUGUCGUCGCUCAACCAACAGAUUGGCGCCCUGCAGGCAAUGUCCAAGCAGCAGCACCCCAAGGCUGACCAGGAGGGCGAGCACAACAAGAACGUAGUGUAUCUGCUGCAGGGCAAGUUGACGGAUGUCUCUGUCAAUUUCAAAGACGUGCUGGAAGCCCGGACAAAGAACAUCCAAGCCUCGAGGUCGCGAACCGAGAACUUUAUAUCCACCGUGUCCCAGCAUGCGCAGCCGUCGCUGCACCAAUCCGCCUCGCCCCUGUACGGCACCCCCAAUCGCGCGUCUCCUGCGCCUGGCAACGACACUCUCUCGCUGAAUCCAGGCCCGAUAGGGGACCAGCAGCUGUUAAUGAUGGAGGAGGCGAACCCCACCAACACGUAUAUCCAGCAGAGAGGCGAGGCCAUUGAGGCCAUUGAGCGGACAAUCAACGAGCUGGGAGGCAUCUUCAGCCAGCUGGCCACCAUGGUAUCCGAGCAGAGCGAGAUGAUUGAGCGGAUCGACGCCAACACGGAAGAUAUUGUGGACAAUGUGGAGGGGGCACAGCGCGAGCUGAUGAAGUAUUGGUCGAGAGUCUCCAGCAACCGAUGGCUGAUAGCAAAGAUGUUUGGAGUUCUGAUGAUUUUCUUCUUACUAUGGGUUUUGGUCUCGGGGUAA